AUGCUUAUGCUUAAAGUCAGCGUGUUGGCGUUUGCCGCUGUUUGUAGCGCUCAAGUUUUACCCAAAUCAGCUCCGUUUGUUACAAGCAACGAUGGAAUCUUGAAUCUGCCUGUAUCCAGUGAUUUGAAGUGCGGUCCAAAAGCAAAAACCAUUUGUCCAGAUGAUUUAUGCUGCUCCGAAUACGGAGUCUGUAACAGAGAAACCGACUCGUGUGGCAAGAAUUGUCAACGCGGAUAUGGUCAUUGUGAACCUGAGCCUAGCAAGACUCAGGAACAAAAAGACAAAGGUGCAGAAGUAUCCAGUAAAAACUUGCAUGAACUCGUUUUAAAAUCUGAUAAAUGUGGACCAAAACAUGGCAGAUGCAAGGGAUCGUUAUGCUGUUCCGACCGCGGCUAUUGUGGAGUGGAUGUUUCGCACUGCAUAUCUCAAUGCAAUCCCUUGUAUGGUGAAUGUGGAAAUGAUCUUAGUCCUGCUAUCAAGGCUUCGCUCACUCUGACGGAUGAUAAUACGUGUGGACGUCGAUACAACAAAGUGUGUCCACCAGAAUCUUGUUGCUCGCGUGAUGGUGAAUGUGGAACUUCAACGGCUCAUUGCAGUGUUGGAUGCCAAGGUCUAUUUGGUAUCUGCAAACUCCCAAUCACGAAGCCUCCAACAUUUGAUCUGGGUCCCCCCGACUUCGAAUAUUAUGAUGAGAUUCGUAAAAAAGGCCGAGGAGGUGGUCGUAUGGCUCUGGCGUUUGAUGGAGGUACUGAUGUUCACAACGUUCCAAAAAUUCUUGAUGUACUCAAGGAGUUGGAUGUUCAAGCAACAUUUUUUGUCAGUGGAUUCAAAACUAGCAAUUUAUACGACAGCGAAGUACAAGCCAUUGUAAAAAGAAUAUGUGACGAAGGUCAUCAGGUUGGAUCUGGAAGUCUGUCUUAUUCCAGACUUGGCAGAAUUUCACCCGAGGAAGUUGCUCUUGAAAUGCUUAAUAAUGAUUGGAUGAUUCAAAAAGUGAUUGGUGCCAGUCCACUCUACAUGCGACUUCCUCAUGGUGACACUAGUCCAGAAGUGAUUAAGCAACUUAUGGAGAUGGGAUAUAUUGUUGUUGGAAGUAAUCUGGAUAGCUAUGAUUUGAGCAUUGGCGAUGUAAAUGAUUCAGGUGAAACGGCACUUGCCAACUUUGAUAAGGGCCAUGAUGGCUUUCCCACGUCUGAUAUACAGGUCAAAUCGCACAUCACACUUAAUCAUGAGGAUGUUAAAAACAAUCAUCUCGGUAUUCGAAAAAUUAUUGAAAAGUAUCGUAAAAUCGGAUACAAGUUUAUUACUGUUGGUGAAUGUCUAAGCCAACCUGAUCCCCAAAGCUGGUAUCGUGUUCGUGACUUUAACGAAUUCGCUUGA
Molecule: messenger RNA, 1380 nt
Organism: Batrachochytrium dendrobatidis JAM81
Lineage: Eukaryota; Fungi; Chytridiomycota; Chytridiomycetes; Rhizophydiales
Exons: 3
Coding region: 1-1380 (459 amino acids)
Biological process (GO): carbohydrate metabolic process
Molecular function (GO): hydrolase activity, acting on carbon-nitrogen (but not peptide) bonds; chitin binding
Source: RefSeq, a predicted model, not a curated record